AUGUUGGUGGCACUGCUGAUGGCCCUCAGCUGCCUGGGCCUCCACACCCUCUCGCAGGUCCAAGCUGUUCCCAUUCUGCCUCUGGGUCUGGCCCCAGACACCUUUGAUGAUGCCUAUAUGGGCUGCACAGAGGAAAUGGAGGAGAAGGCAGCAAGCCUGCUGAAGGAAGAAAAGGCCCGCCAUGCCCUGCUGCGGGAGUCCUGGGAAGCAGCCCAGGAGGCCUGGGAGCACAAGCGUCAAGGGAUCAUCUUGCCGCCUGGCUUCCAGGCCCAGCAUGCAGUGGCCAUCAUGGUCUAUACCAACUCAUCUAACACUUUGUACUCGGAGCUGAACCAGGCUGUGCGGAUGGGCGGUGGCUCCCGAGAACUCUAUAUGAAGCACUUCCCCUUCAAGGCCCUGCAUUUCUACCUGAUCCGGGCCCUGCAGCUGCUUCGAGGCAGUGGGGGCUGCAGCAGGGGACCUGGGGAGGUGGUGUUCCGAGGUGUGGGCAGCCUUCGUUUUGAACCCAAGAGGCUGGGGGACUCUGUCCGCUUGGGCCAAUUCGCCUCCAGUACCCUGGAUGAGGCAGUGGCCCGCAGAUUUGGUAAUGCCACCCUCUUCUCUCUAAGGACUUGCUUUGGGGCCCCUAUCCAGGCCUUGUCCGUCUUUCCUGAGGAGCGUGAGGUGCUGAUUCCUCCCCAUGAAGUCUUCUUGGUUACCAGGUUCUCCCAGGAUGGAGCCUGGAGUCUAGUGACUCUCCGGAGCUAUAAUCAGACCUGCAGCCACUUCAACUGCGCCUAUCUGGGUGGAGAGAAGAGACGGGACUGUGUGUCUGCACCUGCAGGGGGGCAGCCAGACUCACCCUUCAAGGAGGCCUUCUCUCUGCUCUCUCGGAAGUCCAUGCUUUUGUCAUCUGGUUUCCAGUUCUCAGGAGCUGGCUCGUGA
Elephantulus edwardii (Cape elephant shrew) is the source of this 924-nucleotide messenger RNA. It is a transcript of the gene ART5, whose product is annotated as ADP-ribosyltransferase 5. The transcript has 4 exons. Bases 1 to 924 code for a protein of 307 amino acids. Gene Ontology annotation, molecular function: NAD+ poly-ADP-ribosyltransferase activity; NAD+-protein-arginine ADP-ribosyltransferase activity. The record is from RefSeq and is a predicted model, not a curated record. Lineage: Eukaryota; Metazoa; Chordata; Mammalia; Macroscelidea; Macroscelididae.